This is a messenger RNA of Gadus chalcogrammus (walleye pollock), 3859 nucleotides long. It is a transcript of the gene srgap2, whose product is annotated as SLIT-ROBO Rho GTPase activating protein 2. Lineage: Eukaryota; Metazoa; Chordata; Actinopteri; Gadiformes; Gadidae. Gene Ontology annotation, molecular function: protein binding. The transcript has 23 exons. The coding region runs from base 449 to 3859 and encodes 1136 amino acids. The record is from RefSeq and is a predicted model, not a curated record. Gene Ontology annotation, cellular component: cytoplasm. Gene Ontology annotation, biological process: signal transduction; negative regulation of cell migration.
AGCCAUCCUCCUCGUUCUUCUCACUCAAGGGAGGACCAGAACCACACAGUAUCCUCGCGGUCGCCGAGACCAGGCGAGUAUCCCAACUUAUAAUUUCGACUCAGGAGUAGACACCAAUGUAGAAGAAGUCCCAGCUCUAUAUUUUCCUUCUUCAAUGGAAUGAGCCUCCCUUCCCUUACUUUAUCUGCACGGUAACAGUUUUUUUGAGGAGGCGUUAAUGCACGGACUCACACGAAUGGGAAUACACACAGCAGCGCCAAACUCACAAUGCGCCCCGAGUGAAGACGGACAGUGACAAUACAGAGCUGCGGGCAGAGUAAGAAGCUCGUAUUUUCCGUGGUGUUUUCCCAACUCGGUCACAGUAGUACUUCUGGACAAUUGACUUAUUGAUACAAAAAAAAUUGCUUAACUGCGCGGGCAAGUCGCCUAUUUGAUCCACAACGCAGCCAUGACGUCUCCGGCGAAAUUCCGAAAGGACAAGGAGAUCGUGGCCGAAUAUGAAACUCAAGUUAAAGAGAUCCGUGCCCAGCUGGUGGAGCAGCUCAAGUGUCUGGACCAGCAGUGUGAGCUGAGGGUGCAGCUCCUGCAGGACCUGCAGGACUUCUUCCGGAAGAAGGCUGAGAUCGAGAUGGACUACAGCCGCAACCUGGAGAAGCUGUCGGAGAGAUUCCUCACCAAGACACGCAGCACCAAGGAACAUCUGCUCAAGAAGGAGCAGAGUGUGUUGUCAGCGGUCAACUGCUGGAACCUGCUGCUGGCGCAGGUGAAGAGGGAGAGCCGAGACCAUGCCACCCUGUCCGACCUCUACCUCAACAACAUCAUCCCGCGCUUCGCCCAGGUCAGCGAGGACUCUGGACGCCUCUUCAAGAAGAGUAAAGAAGUGGGCGUACAGCUCCAAGAGGACCUGAUGAAGGUGCAUAAUGAGCUCUAUACGGUGAUGAAGACGUACCACGUGUACAACACUGACAGCAUCAACGCCGAGUCUAAGCUGAAGGAGGCGGAGAAGCAGGAGGAGAAGCAGAUGGGGCGCUCCGGUCGCCAAGACGACAGGCAGACCCCCCGCUCCCCGGACGCCCUGGCCAGCAUCAAGACGGAGGACAAACACGUCCGGCGCUCCAGCGUCAAGAAGAUCGAGAAGAUGAAGGAGAAGAGGCAGGCUAAAUACACAGAGAACAAGCUGAAGGCCAUGAAGGCCAGGAACGAGUACCUGCUUGCUCUGGAAGCCACCAACAGCUGCGUCUUCAAAUACUACAUCCAUGACCUCUCCGACAUCAUCAACUGCUGUGACCUGGGCUACCACGCUAGCUUGCACCGCGCCCUGCGCACCUACCUGUCCGCCGAGCUCAACGUGGAGGCGUCCAAACACACCGGCCUGGAGGGCCUGGAGGGGGCGGCGGAGUGCCUGGAGCCCAACGGGGACAAGCAGAAGCUCAUGGAGACCUACAACAACGUCUUCUGUCCGCCUGUCCGCUUCGACUUCCAGUCGCACAUGGGGGACACGAUGGGUAUGAUGUGUGCCCAGAUGCCAUUGGAGGAUGAGCUGCUUCAGAGGCGUCUGCAGCUGCAAUCCCGCCUCUCGACCCUCAAGAUCGAGAACGAAGAGGUGAAGAAGACCAUGGAGGCCACGCUGUCCACCAUCCAGGACAUGGUGACGGUGGAGGACUACGACGUGUCCGAGUGCUUCCACCACAGCAACAGCAUGGAGUCGGUCAAGUCCACCCUCAGUGAGUCCUACCUGAGCAAGCCCAGCCUGGCCAAGCGGCGGGCCAAUCAGCAGGAGACGGAGCAGUUCUACUUCACGAAGCUGAAGGAGUUUCUGGAAGGCAGGAACCUGAUCACCAAGCUGGAGGCCAAGCAUGACCUCAUCCAGAAAACCCUGGGAGAGAGCCAGAAGACCGACUGUUGCCUUGCCAGCGGACGGAGAAACUCAGCCGUGCGGAAGCAGGACUCGGGUCAGACCAUUCCUCUGAUGGUGGAGAGCUGUAUCCGCUUCAUUAGUCGCCAUGGCCUGCAGCAUGAGGGCAUCUUCAGAGUGUCUGGCUCCCAGGUGGAAGUGAAUGACAUCAAGAAUGCCUUCGAGAGAGGUGAGGAUCCGUUGGCAGGGGAUCAGAAUGACCACGAUAUGGACUCCAUCGCUGGCGUCCUGAAGCUCUACUUCAGAGGACUGGACCACGCCCUAUUCCCCAAGGAGGUCUUCAAUGAACUCAUAUCCUGUGUCUCUAUGGAAAGUCUCCAGGAGAGAGCAGUCCACAUCCGCAAGGUUCUGCAGUCUCUGCCCAGCAAGACCCUCAUCAUCAUGAGAUAUCUGUUUGCCUUCCUCAACCACCUGUCCCAGUACAGUGAGGACAACAUGAUGGACCCCUACAACCUUGCCAUCUGCUUCGGCCCCACGCUGAUGUCGGUCCCGGAGGGCCACGACCAGGUGUCCUGCCAGGCGCACGUCAACGAGCUCAUCAAGACCAUCAUCAUCCACCACGACGGCAUCUUCCCCGGGCCCCGGGACCUGCAGGGGCCCGUGUACAGCGCCCCCGGAGCCCUGGAGGAGUUCUGUGACAGCCCCCACUGUGAGGCCCCCCUGGUCGACCUUUCUGCCCCCAACACCCCCACUGUGGUCCAGAUCAGUGACGACGGCUCCUUGGGCGUUUCAGAGUCCGACCCCAUCGAGGCCGUCGCUCGCUUCGACUACACCGGGCGAACCAAUCGGGAGCUCUCGUUCAAGAAGGGCGCCUCCCUCCUCCUGUACCAGCGAGCCACAGACGACUGGUGGGAGGGGAGACACAACGGAGUGGAAGGACUGGUGCCGCACCAGUACAUCGUGGUCCAAGACAUGCCUGAUGGCGGCCGGGGCAGCCCCAAGCCUGAUGUAGAGUCCCGGGACCUGCUGGAGGAGAGGGUCUCGACUAGAGGCAGCGCUGCCUCCCCCACCGGAGCCCACGUAGCUGACAUCUACCUAGCCAACCUGAACAAGAUGAGGAAGCGGCCAGAGUCCGGCAGCAUCCGGAGAGCCCUCCGGGGCUCCGAGAGCGACGGCACCAGCCCCGGCGCGGGCCCCGGGGCCCGGACCGCCUCCCUGCCCGUAGGGGCGGUCAUGGCCAAGGAGAGCGGAGACAAGCGGCCAGUGAGCGCCCACAGCAUCCUCAACUCCAUCACGCGCCACGCCUCGCUCAAGACCAAGGUGGAGAGUCCGCAGAUGCGUAAGACGUCCUCCGCCGGUCGCUCCAAGAGCUUCAGCAACCACCGACCCCUGGACCCCGAGCUGAUAGCCCAGGUGGACCACAGCUCCCAGGACAUCGAGGCGGCCAUGAGCUCGGCCCUGAGCGAGCUGCGGGAGCUGGAGAGGAAGAGCGCCUCCAAGCACAGGCCCGCGCCCGACGUGGUGCUGGACACGCUGGAGCAGCUGAAGGGGGUCUGCGGCGGCGGCGGGGGCGACCGGGGGGGGAGCGGGGGGGCGUCGGAGCCCUCCAGCCCGCUGCACUCCCGCCUGCUGCGGGACGGCGAGGGGGGCUCGGCCCACGGCCACCCGCUCCAGCGCAGCGUCUCCUCGGCCAGCGACGUGCCCUCCUCCUUCCGGCCCAUCAAGACCCAGCUGCGGAGCCCCCUGCCCUCCGCCACCUCCCCCUCCCUCUCCCUGUCCUCCUCCUCCUGCCUCUCCUCCUCCGUGCCCUCCUUCCGGGAGUGCCGGCCCCCCGCCACGCGGCCCAAGCCCGUGGUGUUCCCCAAGGGGGGCAGCGGCGGGGGCAGCCCCGUCACGGGCUCCCCCACCUCCAGCGUGCCCCCUCCCCCGCCCUCCCCCCACACACACUCUGUGCCGCCGCCGCCCCCUCCGCCCCAGUCCAACGACAAGUCCUGUCCGGCCUAG